This is a messenger RNA of Paramecium octaurelia, 236 nucleotides long. The record is from the annotation of a GenBank genome assembly. Lineage: Eukaryota; Ciliophora; Oligohymenophorea; Peniculida; Parameciidae.
AUGACAUAGAAUAUUCAAGAGUUCUAUUGUAGAACUUUAAAGAAGAAAGCAAAGAAAGUCCUUGAGUAAAUAGAAGGUAAAGACAUAAUUGAAGCAAGGAACAAAAAAGUAAACAAAUAUGAUGGGGAAACUGUAAAAGUAAUAAAUCUGGUGAAAUUUAGUAAUAAGCUGUCGAUAUAAACUUCAGAGCCUUUUAAAUCAACUUUGAACUUCAAGAGGAGUUCCUAAAUGAUUGA